CCGAGCGCAAAUUACAAAAAAUCACUGAAUUAUUUUUUAAUCUUGAAAAUAUUUAAAGUGCAGAAGGAUGAACGUUUACAUCAGUUAGAAAAGUGUGCUUUAUAUCGAACGCUAAAUAAUGAGUGCAUAUUUUCUUUGUUUAGAUUUUGUUAACGUUUGAUAAUUAUAAUGUAUACUUUGAAGGGUAUCUUUCCCGAACCAAAGAAAGAACAAAAAAAGAACUUUAUCAGAGAAAACAUGAAACAACUAAAAUACAUUCAGAGCAGCAAAUCUCCCAAAGAACCGAAAUAUAAUACUAAAAAUGUCCAUCCACCGCGGCUGACCAACCCUAUCGCAGCUGGAAGCACUCUUGGCCAAGUGAAGUCAUCACCGUCGAAUAAGAGUGGAAAGACAUCAAUAAAUAUUGCAAAGACUAGCUCUACAAGCACUCGUAAAAAAAUGGCGGAUAUACGUAUCAAGAAGGGUGAUAUGGCCGAAUUUCUCAAAAGGAAAGAGUUGAGGCAGUCUAAAGCAACAGAAGAUUGUGCAGAUGAAGAAGUGAAGUCAACAGAGUCAACAGGACGCCUCCGGGACAUUGGCUGUCAAACUGUAGAGUCUAACCUUGCUCAGAAGCUGGCUGAGGGUGCAAAGUUAACAAUGUUAUAUCCUAAGAAAGAGGGUGAAGAUACUGAAGCCAAAAUGAAGGCUAGUGGAGACACUGGUCAUCACAGAAGUCCUCCUCCAUCUCAGCCUCCACGUCGGGCUGGUGAUGAUAAUAAUAUAUUAGAUCUUGAAAGAAAUCGUAGCCGGUUAAAUGCCAUUUUGGAGAGAAAGGAUACCAGGGACCCGUACUUACCAUCAGGUUACCAAAAAGGUGUGGUACCAAAAUACUUACGUGAACGUAAGGAACAGGGUCCAAAGGAGGGAGAGGGUGGCAGGCUGGAAGAAGACCACUCUGUGUGUCCUCCUGGACAUGUGACUCUACCUGAUACUGAGCGUAAAGAAACAUUGAGGAUGCUUAGGAAUAGUUUUGCAGAGUUAGUAAGUGAACUGAAUAAAUUGCCAGUAAAAACAGAUACGCUUAAAAUGCGUAAUAGAAAAAUGGAAUUAGAAAAACAAUUAGCAAAACUUGAGGAAGGAAUCAAAGUGUUUUCCCGACCCAAGGUGUUUGUAAAAAUAGGAGAAUGAGUAGCCUGUGUUUGUUCAAAGUUAAUUGUAAAUUUUUGGUAUUCUAUUAGGCACUAUAGUGCAGUCAGAUUUAUGCAAACAAUUAUUUAGGAUAAAUGUUACACCUGAUAAAAGCAGUCUUUGGUUUCUUUGGUGCCAUUUGUUUUACAAUUUGUUACAAAUGUCAAUUAUUUCACACAUUUAUGAACCAGAAAUAUACGAAAUUUUUGUAUAUUAUAUUUGAACAUAAUGAUGUAUAUACAUUUCUAGAAUAAAAAUGAAGUAUCUAAUGAAUGAUGUAUUAAGUGGAAGAUGUUGACACAUGAUAUUGUUAGAUCUGACUACACAGCUUCUGUUACAGAUUCCGUCCAAACAAAAUCCAAAUUGUGUGUCGCGUUUGUUAUAUGAUGUCGCUAAAUUGUUGUGAUAUCGCUCCGUUAAGAUAAUCUGACGUUGUCGUAUGUUAGUAUUAAUUAUAUUAUUGUAUGUUAUUCAUUGUUGUAACUAAUAUAAUUAGAUACGUUUGUAUGAU
This is a messenger RNA of Spodoptera litura, 1678 nucleotides long. RefSeq lists its product as uncharacterized. NCBI's taxonomy places the organism in Eukaryota, Metazoa, Arthropoda, Insecta, Lepidoptera, Noctuidae. The record is from RefSeq and is a predicted model, not a curated record. Gene Ontology annotation, cellular component: cytoplasmic microtubule.